Messenger RNA from Manis pentadactyla (Chinese pangolin), 6571 nucleotides. RefSeq names its product phosphodiesterase 7B (gene PDE7B). Lineage: Eukaryota; Metazoa; Chordata; Mammalia; Pholidota; Manidae. Gene Ontology annotation, molecular function: 3',5'-cyclic-AMP phosphodiesterase activity. The transcript is spliced from 12 exons. The record is from RefSeq and is a predicted model, not a curated record. The coding region runs from base 1639 to 3138 and encodes 499 amino acids.
ACAACAAAAUUACAGUGGCCUCUGCUGGUUUAAACUUUUAAAAAAUGAGGUGAAGGCAAUGAAAAUAACACACACCGUACAAUGGUCUUUCUCGUCUCUCUUAAGUCUCCUCUUCUCCCCCCUAAAGAAACAUUAAAUGAUUGUGUGAUAAACCAGCCCCGAAAGGAAUGUAGAGCAGGAGCAACAGAUUGUACAUCAGCAAAAGAAAAUGCCAAGCAAAAUAAAGCACUUUGCAAUGCAGAGAUGUGAAGAGGAGAGAAAGAUGGGAUUGUUACAAUGGCCUCCAAGAAAACAGCAGCUAUCCACAUGAAUGUUCAAGUUCAAAUUGUUCCUACCAACCCAAUUUGCUGGCAAAAAUGCCAAAUACAAUACCACCCCACUUUCACUUAUGUCCAGAGCUUUUCAUAUAAGCCGCAGGGGACGUCCCCUUUUGUUAUGUGGGUCAGUACCUGCAUCUCUGAGCUUCAGGACCCAGGUCAUGUGGCCCACAAUUUUCCUCAGCUGACCUGCUUUCAGGUGGUGGCCCAGCAGUUAGCGGCCCAGAUAUUAAGACCCCAGUGCUCUGUCACCUGGAAGGUGAAUCUUCAGCCGUCUCUUUCCUUUCUUUUCACUGCCAUUCAUACUUGCCACACACAAAUAUCCUUUAAAACUAUUAGCACUUUUCUUUGAAAUGGGUUUUUAGCAAUCUCAAGGUAUGUGUGCAGACUCGGCAACCCCUUUACAUGUUUGCACGAGGAUCUUGAUGGUUCACUAAUUCACUGCUCUGAGUUAGCUUUGGAAUGUGAUUCAAUGUUAUUUCCCUUCCAGAUGAAGGGCAGCUGAGGUUACAAAGAGAUUUGACUAAUAGGCCAAAACCCAGUUAGGUUUGCUGAGAACCGAAUGACAGCAAAGGGGGAGGGGAAUAGAGGAAGGGAGUGUGUGAACUGUGGGGCUGAGGAUCAGUCCGAGGGCCUUGUGACCAGUGCAUCCCAGUGAGACCGUAGUGGACCGGCAAGACGGCCCCCACCAGCCCUUGUAGAGAGCAGCAGCCGCUCAGCUGCCGUGUUUCCCGAGAGCUCCUUGGGUUUAUAGGGCUGGAGCCGGGGAAGCUUCUGGGCUUCCUGCAGCACAGAGGCCUCUCCUUACCUGUCACCUUUGGAUAGCUGGCCUCUGGAGGACCCUUCUAAGAGGCCGGCAAAGGGGAGCCCUGCUUCUCUGCCUGAAGCCCUGAACAGCUAGACAAGCCCUUGACAAACUUUGACAGGCACCAAAAGAGGAUUGAGAACAAAUAGAUCAGAAGAAGAGGAAAAGCCCAUGCUAAAACCUCGAUGGCUUUUUUCCCCUGCUGUCGUUCCAGCUGUAGCCUGGGAUUAAUUAAGUGCUGUGAAGUCAGUGCCUGAGAGAGAAGGGGAAAAAAAAUGCAUUCUCUCUCUAAGGAAGGAGUACAGUAACAGUUCCCACCAGUGAGAAACCUUGGGAAGGGAAUCGCCCUCGUCGCCAGUGUUUGUGCAGAGACUGGAGGGACAGGGCGGCUGCGCCAGGCUGGAGGACGCUUGCCUUUCCGGAGCUGGAGAGGAUUUUACGGGGCUUCGCCUUCCCCUGCCUGGGAAGAAUUUCCCCUCGGGUGGUGGCAGCAGCCGCGGCAGGGAACAGGGCAGAAUGCCUGUGCUGGAGCGCUGUUGCCACUCGGCGGAGCUAGGCAGGAGGUGGACAGCCCCAGAGGGGGUGCUGCCCUCCUCCGUGGGCAGCCGGCUGGGGUGCCAGCAGGGGCCGCUGCCCUGGAACUUGCCAGAGAUGAUCAGGAUGGUAAAGCUGGUUUGGAAAUCCAAAAGUGAGCUGCAAGCGGCUAAACAGAGAGGCAUUCUGGAGAAUGAAGAUGCUCUGCACAGCUUCCCAGGAGAUGUACGACUAAGGGGUCAGACGGGGGUUCCUGCUGAACGCCGUGGCUCCUACCCAUUCAUUGACUUCCGCCUACUUAACAACACAACAUACUCAGGGGAAAUUGGCACCAAGAAAAAGGUGAAAAGACUGUUAAGCUUUCAAAGAUACUUCCAUGCAUCAAGGCUGCUUCGUGGAAUUAUACCGCAAGCCCCUCUCCACCUGCUGGAUGAAGACUACCUUGGACAAGCAAGGCAUAUGCUCUCCAAAGUGGGAAUGUGGGAUUUUGACAUUUUCUUGUUUGAUCGCUUGACAAAUGGAAACAGCCUGGUAACACUGCUGUGCCACCUCUUCAACGCCCAUGGACUCAUUCACCAUUUCAAAUUAGAUAUGGUGACCUUACAUAGGUUUUUAGUCAUGGUACAAGAAGAUUACCAUAGUCAAAACCCGUAUCACAAUGCUGUUCACGCAGCUGAUGUCACCCAGGCCAUGCACUGCUACCUGAAGGAGCCAAAGCUCGCCAGCUUCCUCACGCCUCUGGAUAUCAUGCUUGGACUGCUGGCUGCAGCAGCACAUGAUGUUGACCACCCAGGGGUGAACCAGCCAUUUUUGAUCAAAACUAACCACCACCUCGCCAAUCUGUACCAGAAUAUGUCUGUGCUGGAGAAUCACCACUGGCGAUCUACAGUUGGCAUGCUUCGAGAAUCAAGGCUUCUUGCUCACUUGCCAAAGGAAAUGACACAGGAUAUUGAACAGCAGCUGGGCUCCUUGAUCUUGGCAACAGACAUCAACAGGCAGAAUGAAUUUUUGACCAGAUUGAAAGCACACCUCCACAAUAAAGACUUAAGAUUGGAGGACGUACACGACAGGCACUUUAUGCUUCAGAUUGCCUUGAAGUGUGCUGAUAUUUGCAAUCCUUGUAGAAUCUGGGAGAUGAGCAAGCAAUGGAGUGAAAGGGUGUGUGAAGAAUUCUACAGGCAAGGUGACCUUGAACAGAAAUUUGAACUGGAAAUCAGUCCACUCUGUAAUCAGCAGAAAGAUUCAAUCCCUAGUAUACAAAUUGGUUUCAUGACCUACAUCGUGGAGCCGCUCUUCCGGGAAUGGGCCCGCUUCACCGGGCACAGCGCCCUGUCUGAGAACAUGCUGAGCCACCUCUCACACAACAAAGCCCAGUGGAAGAGCCUACUGCCCACGCCACACAGAGGCCACGGCAGCGCGGGCGGCGGGGGCCAAGGGCCUGGGGGCGCAGAGCAGACUGUGCCCGAAGGCAGCGCCCCGUAGCGCCCGCCAGGCCCGCCCCUGCUCGGCACACUGCGAGGAGGAGAACCCCCUUGGGCAGAGGCCUCGUGGGAGGAUGGGCUUCCUGCCGAUGAACCCAGCCGCUCCGGAGCUGCGUCCUGGGGCUCUUCGGAGUGCCGUCCUCCUCCUACUUACUGGCCUCCCCUCCUUUUUCCAAGUGUACAGAAGCCAUUCGUCACCUCAGCAUUAGCUGCCGCAACGAGCAACUUCAUUCAGGAACGUGGGAGCUGAUUCCAGGGACAGGCCUGCCCCUCACCGAGAAGACUGGGGAGUAAGAAAGAGGUGCUUCUGCCAUGUCCCCCCGGGGCCCUGGGUCGCACUGUGACAGGCAACAGUUCCUACGUUCGGAGCAUUCUAGCGUCCACCAUUUGACUGCUGAUCUGCAUGACAAAAACACCAGCAUAUUUGGAACUCCAAGGACUUUGGUCUUAUGUGCAAGAGCACACAUGAGAGCGUGAGAGAAAGUACCUUCUAUUUUAAUAAUAAUUAUUAUUAUAAAAAUAAUAAUAAAUCUUUUUAACUUUUAUAUUUUAUGCACUAGACAAUGGAUCUAAAACUCUGGACUAAGAUUACUCAAUGUACCCAAACUUGAACAGGGGGUUCAUUGUUUUGUUACAGACCUUAUGCCACUUUGGGUCAGAGAUUUGGCAUCUUCUCAAUUUAAGAAACCACGUUUCCUAUCCAAUCCGAGGGGAAGGUGCUGUACAGUUCAUUCCUUUGCACCAUUAGCCGAUCUGUCUUUUAUCCUAACUCAGAUUCAGUGACAUGUUCAUAUUCACACAUGUACAUUUCCUGUAAAUACCAAGCGCUACUGAUUCCCAUGCCAAAAUACAUGAGUAUUAUGGGAUUGCUACCUGUAUACACAAUGGCACUGUGAACAGAAUACUGUUAGUUUUAAUACAAGAGAAUGCAUUUGUAAAUGUGGUAUAGAGUUUAUUAAUAUACUAUUGUUUGCAGAUAAAGGCCUUAACUUUAAACAUCUUUCAUCUUCUGAAAGCUGCCCAACUUAGAUCCUCACAGAUACCCUUCUGAACUGCCUUCCCAUGUCCAUCUUUAUGCUUUCCAAAUGCAAACCAAAACUGAAUAGUCUUUGAGGAAAUAUUUUGGAAACUUCACAUACAUUCCGCUUGAGACCGUAGUGUUUACUCUAUGGCACCAAGCAUCGUUUCCUCAGAUUAAUGAGACCCUUUGGCAAGCCUGAAGUCACUUUUCAACACAACAGUGUUGCACACUGCUUUAACAAGCCACCAGAUAAGCUUGCAUUUAUGUGACUGUUGUUAUGGAACAUGGCUGUGUGUCAACCUUACAGGAGACAUAGCAGGUCUCAAAAACCUUCUAUGACCCUGUCAUCUAACCAUCAGGGAAUUCCCUGCUCCCUAUCACGCUUUUGUCUGUUAUGGCUACAGUACCAAAGUACCUUUGGUUUUUGGUUGGCGUGCAUUUCUUUGGUGUUAAUACUAACUGGAUUUUUCUUUUUCCUAAUUUCAUGUGAAAAACUACCCAACUGUUUAGUGGAAGUUAACAUUAUUUAAGUGAAGAAAAUAUUUCAGUUUUCUGACAGAACUUACCUUCCUGGCAGGUCACUGUGGUUAUUUAUGGCUCUAACUAGCAAAGUCACCUUGGAAUUUUGUUAUCAUUUUUUUCUGCAGACACUUGGUCACAAUAUUAAUUUGUUAGAGCAUUCUUCUCUAACCAGCUAAGCUCUGUGCACUGAACAUUUUCUUUAGAAGUUCUAGCAUAACUUAUGUUAGAUGAAAAUUGGUGAUGCCCCAUUCUUUUUACCUUAAACAAUGUGAUAGCAGGAGAAUGACAUGAUCCUUUCUGCCACUGUUAAGUUGUUUCUCAAGUUGAUAGAAUGACAGCUGACUCGUGUUUCCCAAGUGCAACUUUUUUUUCUCUGAAUAUAUGAAUGAAAUGUUAGAAACUUGAUUGGAUUGUAAUAAGUUCCUGUAGAGAGAUUGAGGUUUGCAGAGUUAAAGUAUAGGGGAAAUGUUGGAAAGUUGGUUAUAUUUUCAUUAAAGUAGAAGAGAUUGUCAGGUGGCAGUAAAGAAAGUGUGGAAAACCUCAUGAAAUGGGUGGGUCAUAGGUUGAAAUUGUUGAUAUGGGUAAGAAGGAAGUUGUGAAAACCUUACACUAACUCUUUGUUCUUUUUCUGUAACAACUAUGAACUGACAUGAUUCUUUAUUGCUUUAAUCCUCUGAAAUUCUGUUUGGUGAGGACCCAAAAGAGAAUAUGUUGAAUGUAUUUCUGCUUCCAAAUCUCUUACUUUGGUUUGAUGAUACAGAGAGAGGGCUUUUGAGUAGUCUAUUUUGAACAGACAUGAGAUCAAAUGAAGGAAAGCAUUUGGGGGUGUAGAGAUAAGAAAGAAGAUGCUAUUUUAGCUACUGGGGCCUCUACCUUGAGUUUAGGAAAUGGACUUUGUUGAAAUUAUAUUUAUAUUGUAACUUAAAUAAAUAAAUAAGGCUUGAGGAAUUUUUAGUAGUUCCAAGUUUAGAGAACAGAAGUGUUUAUGUUACAAUUAGGUCUUGAAAAAGAGCUCAUAGAGAAAACUACUAAAUAUCCAAUGGUUAAGGCUCUGAAACAGCUACUAGUAAAAUAAAAAUCUGAAGUAAAAUGAGACACAAUGCAUAAACUAGAGGCAUUUAUGCCCUCUCAACUAUCUGGAGACUUCUUGAGUUCCUCAUUUUUUGGCAAAAAGAGAAAGAGAAUGGGACAACUUUUUCUUCUUGCCUACUGGUGGCUCUCUUACAAUAUAUUUCAAUAGGAGUCCAUUACUAGUUAAGAAACAGCCGUUGCAUCAUCUAUGGACUUUAUCUUUACAUUUCUUCUUCUCCUAAUCCGUGGACCAUCAAUAGCCGACUUAUCAAGUUUAAUUGUUAUUGCUUGAGAAGAAAGGAGUCAAAGGGCUACUUUUAGGAAGCAAAAUAAAGAUUAAAUUAAGAGAGAAGAGAAUAUAUAUCACUGCCAGUCCUGAUAGGCAAAGCCUGAUUUUCCUUUUAACAUCCGUGAAUAGUUAGAACGUUGUUCAUGAAACCCUGACGUACGCAUAACUCCCUGCUAGGCUGAGUAAAAAUCCUGCUAUUUCUACCUGCUUUAUGGCUUCCUGCAAAGGGACUUGGAGUGUGUCCUGCAACGCUGUCUUCAGGUAGUGCUUCGUACAAAACACAGACUUGUUUGUAGCCUUUUCUCAUAUUGAAUCAGAAACGCUCACUGAUUUGAAUUUGGUUAUAAGCUUGUAUUACACUGUAUUUCUUAUGCUUUGUUCCUUUAAGCAAAUCCUUAAAAUUGUGCUGUUUUGUGUACACGUGAGGUUUGAAGAAAAACCACCUUGUGAGUUUUGCUCAAAAUGUGGCCUAAAUACCCACUGGCAUGUCUAGAUGAACAAUUAAAAAUAAAGAGAAUUUCUUAAAACUCU